AUGGCGGAUGUAGACGUUGCGCCGACUUUCGGCACUGAGCUCAAGGAUGGCUUCAAGCCCGCCAACACCUGGGUGGCCCACGGAAUAUCAUGGCUCGACGAAAUCCAACAGUUUUACCGCGAGAGAAGCGCCAUCGAAAAGGAAUAUGCCGCGAAGCUCAACGCCUUGGCCAAGAAAUACUUUGAAAAGAAGAACAAGAAGUCGGCGCCUCUCAGUGUUGGCGACACGCCUGCCAUGACCCCAGGCUCCCUCGAGAGCGCUUCUCUGACGACCUGGUCCACCCAGCUCACCACACUCGAAGCGCGAGCCGACGAACACGAUAGAUACGGAAACAACCUCCUUACCCAAGUGGCUGAGCCCCUCAAGUUCCUGGGUACCCGCUUCGAAGAGUUACGCAAACGUCAUGCCGACUACGCCGGCAAGCUCGAGCACGAGAGAGACUCCCAGUACGCCGACUUGCGGAAGACGAAAGCCAAAUACGAUGCUGCUUGUCAAGAGGUGGAAAGCAAACGCAAAAAGUCUGAAUCGGCCUUUGACAAGGCCAAAGCGCAGAGCGCGUAUCAGCAGCAGAUACUCGACAUGAACAACGUCAAGAACACGUACUUGAUUGCCAUCAAUGUCACGAACAAGCAGAAGGAGCGUUACUACCAUGAGUACGUUCCCGAGGUUAUGGACAGCCUGCAGGACUUGUCCGAGUUCCGCACCAUGAAACUGAACGGCCUGUGGACUAUCGCAUCGCAGCUGGAAUCCGCCAUGCUGGAGAGCAGUAAGGGGCUGAUGGAAAAGCUCGGAACAGAGAUCUCCAGAAACCAGCCUCACCUUGACUCUAUGAUGUACAUACGUCACAACCUCGGCGCAUUCCAAGAACCCGCCGACAAGACCUUCGAACCUAGCCCCGUGUGGCACGAUGACGAUCAGAUGGUCGUAGAUGAAUCGGCCAAGAUCUACCUCCGGAACGUUCUCAGUAAAUCGAAAGCGCAACUAGGGGAUCUGCGUAGGGAAGUCGACAAGAAGAGGCGAGAGGUCGAAAGCAUCAAGCGAGUAAAGCAACGAAUCAGGGAGGGUACCGAGAAGAAGGACGAGGUUAUGGUUGUCACGCAAAUAUUCGCAUUACAGGAAGAUCUUCAUGCUGUCGAUAGGCGGAGAGUAACCGCCGAGGUCGAGACUUCUACCAUUACCUCGGCCGUUGGCGACGUAACACUGGGCGCGAAGAACCACAACUUCAAGGCGCAAACCUUCAAGAUCCCAACUAACUGCGACCUGUGCGGAGAGAGGAUAUGGGGCCUGUCGGCAAAGGGCUUCGACUGCAGAGACUGCGGCUACACAUGUCACAACAAGUGCGAGAUGAAGGUUCCUGCCGACUGUCCGGGCGAACAGACCAAGGAGGAACGGAAGAAACUCAAGGCUGAACGGCAGGAAGCUGCCACCUCGCUGCUCAAACCGACGGCAUCAUCCCCUACCAACGCGUCGGAUUCGCCGACUCUGACUAGGUCGAACACGAUGAACUCUUUGAGCUCAGGUUACGCACACAGCGCACGCCGGUCAAUAACAGGGGGCCCGGCGUCGCCCAUAGAGGAGGCCCCCCCAGAACCGUCGACACCUCGUCCGCCAGCUCCUGCAUCGACUGUGAGCUCUAUCGCGGCCCGUAAGAGGGUUAUGGCGCCGCCUCCGGCCGCUUACAUCAGCGAGCUUCCUGGCAGCGCACCGAACGGAUCGGGCUCAUCGGAUCAACAGAAGGGCAAGAUGCUCUACACGUUUGAAGCUAGUGGUGAUGGAGAAGUGUCUGUGCCUGAGGGUCGUGAAGUCACGAUGCUUGAGCCUGAUGAUGGUUCCGGCUGGGUCAAGGUGCGCGCUGGUUACAAGGAAGGCAUUGUGCCCGCAAGUUACAUCGAUUGGACAGUGGCCCCCGCGUCGCCAAUGGUUGCGCAGAACACAGGGGCGUCCGCACGACCUGAGUCGACCUAUUCCAACUCGGGCUCCUCGAUAGGAACAGCAGGAGCCGCGAAGAAGAAGGGACCAGCAGUAGCCCCGAAACGCGGAGCCAAGAAGCUUAAAUACGUGGAAGCACUGUACGAGUAUACGGCGCAGAGCGACGCAGAGCACAGCAUGGCAGAGGGCGAGAGGUUUGUGCUCAUCAAAGAAGACCCCGGCGAUGGUUGGGCCGAGGUCGAAAAGGGCGGCGUGACAAAGAGCGUGCCCGCGAGCUACGUACAGGCAGUCUAG
Molecule: messenger RNA, 2223 nt
Organism: Colletotrichum spaethianum
Lineage: Eukaryota; Fungi; Ascomycota; Sordariomycetes; Glomerellales; Glomerellaceae
Product: protein BZZ1
Exons: 3
Coding region: 1-2223 (740 amino acids)
Biological process (GO): regulation of actin filament polymerization
Molecular function (GO): protein binding
Source: RefSeq, a predicted model, not a curated record